GGGCAGCAUGGAGGGUUGGGCUGUGAGGUAUAGACAGUGUGUUGGGGUGCCAGGUUUGACCAGCGGCUAAGAGCUGUUGCUCUCCCGAGGGUAUUGCUUUUGUUUGGUGGGAGUCUCAGGGUACUAUGCUUUGGCUAUCUAAUGUGCUUCGAGGUUAGUUGUUGUGAUUUUGUUGCUAUGGAAUUGAUGUACUGUCUUUCUUAUUGCACCCAACUAGUUCAGCUUGCUGACUUGGUUUAGGAUGAGACCCUGGACACAUUCAAGUUUAGCAAAGCCAUUGGUAUUUUAUGCCUCUGGGGACUAUGGCUAAUGGUUGUAAAUUUGACUUUAAUUUUCUAGUAUGAGGUAUAAAUAAGUACGUGUUUGCUGGUUUGAGUACGAGGUACCUAUAUAUGUUCUAAAGUUCAAAAAGGUGCUGAUCUGACUAUAAUAUUGAUCUGAGUAUAUGGCUUCAAUGUUUUCGGUUUGAGCAUAUGGCUUGAAUGUUAUUGAUUUCUUAUUGAUGUUGGAUUGCAACAUGGCUCUUAGGUUGAAACUUGCUUUAUAAUGAACUCAUCUCCUUAUUCAGACUCUAAAGUACACUCACAAUUGUUCAAUUUGACAACACACUCCUAAUGGUGCCGGGAUAUCAUGAAGGCAAAUGGGGAUGCUAGCUAGUGACUAUAUACCAACAUUUAAGGCAAAUUCCUUAGCAUCAGAUCUUGACAGCAGCACAAUCUAUCAACACUUUUCCCCGACCAGGUGAAGUGGAUUUCAUCAUUGCUGUGUCAGGCACAAUCAGAGUUCAACGAGUGAUGUUCGAUGCAUAAUGAUAUUGUUGCUUUUAUCCUUUGUUGAUUACUUAAGGCCCAAGUUCCUGCUAAUUGAAAACGUCAGGAAUCUCAUUUCAUUUGAUAAUAUGAAGCCAUUUCAGCUAACCAUAGCUUCACUUCUUGAAAUGGGUUAUCAGGUGAGGUUUGGAGUCCUGGAAGCGGGUGGUGUAGCACAAUUUGGGACUGGUGACUAUAUUUUGGUUCCAUAUAUAACAAGUUCGGCCCACUGCAAUAUCUUGGAGCUAAGGCAACAUUGGCAACACUACUUCGUACAUUUUUUCUUCCUUUCGGUAUGACAACGGGUGACCAUUACAACAGUAUGUUUGGAGGCAACUUUUGGCCUUAUGGUAGAGUUUUAUGGACUUGGGAAUUAAGAUUCUUUGAUUUGGUCAUUGAUUUUUGGCUUAGGAACAUAAGGUUGAAUAUGUAUUGUUUUUAGCUUUAAUUCUAGUGUUGGUUUAGGACAUUAUAUUGAAGGUCAAGGCACAUUUGCAAUCAUAGUUUUAGAUUAGAUUUUUUAAUUUGGUUCUGAGUUUGCUUGGUGUAAUUUGUAUAUCUUUUCGAGGGGCUUAGGACUUUGGUUCCGUUUUCCCCUUUUAAUACACUUUUUUAAUCGAAGACUUUUUUUUUCUUAUUUAAUUAUAUUUGUAUGAGUGUACACACUUAUUUGUGUGCAUAUAGUUUUUUUUAUUUUUUAAAAUAGAUAUUUGUGACACUUAUAUGUGUGGUGCUUUCCCAACACAUAGACAAUAAUAAAUCAAUAAAUCAUAUUUGAACAAUUCAACACUAACACACAAACAAUUCAACACUUAUAAUAUAACUUAAACAUUCAACAAACAUGGAAUUGAAAAUAAACAUAUUUAAAACUGACAAUCAAAUUCACAAAUUGAGAAACUUAUAAAUUGGAAAGUCUUAAUUAAGGAAUGAAAUUAAAAAGGAGAAAAUUGCUCCCCUGAGUUUCUUCUUUGCUGGUUAAUGGUGCGAGAAACAGAGUCGUGCAAAGUGCCCGCUAAGCUCAGCAGCCGUCCGUCCAAUCCUCCGUCUAUGCAGUCGCCGGAAUCCAUGGCCGAAUUUGUCUUCGUCGGAAUCCAUGGCCGGACCUAGGGCCGAAACCCUAGGUCGGCUUCUCCUCUGCUCUCGCGUGUUCUUCUCGUCUCAAUCCCCCCUUCUGGCCUCCGUAUCUCCUUUAUUAAUAGAGCCACAAUUUGAGUUGUAUUGGGAUUCUCUUUCUGGACUUCAUCCGAGACUCCAUUUCUUCUUUGCCAU
This is a messenger RNA of Cuscuta campestris, 2078 nucleotides long. The record is from the annotation of a GenBank genome assembly. Lineage: Eukaryota; Viridiplantae; Streptophyta; Magnoliopsida; Solanales; Convolvulaceae.